Cladophialophora psammophila CBS 110553 is the source of this 693-nucleotide messenger RNA. RefSeq lists its product as uncharacterized. The record is from RefSeq and is a predicted model, not a curated record. The coding region runs from base 1 to 693 and encodes 230 amino acids. Lineage: Eukaryota; Fungi; Ascomycota; Eurotiomycetes; Chaetothyriales; Herpotrichiellaceae. The transcript is spliced from 3 exons.
AUGGCAACCGAGACCCAAGACCACGUUCCCAAUACAAUCAGUGGCGAAGAAGACUUGCACAAAUUUGCACAUGUGAUUGCGGCGGCUUUCUCCAACGACGCUCUCAACCGAUACCUGUUCCUGGGCCGUGAGUCACAGCCAGACCACCCCAAACUCGAGCAUUUCGACCACCGUGUUCAAUACUGGCUCCCUCAUAUAAAAACUCGGUUUGAGGGCGGAGGGAUACUGAUUCAAACCUAUGACUGGGCUGGAGUGGCGUUGUGGCUUCCUCCUGGGGUCGAGAAGCCCGUGAACAACGCCAGCCCCAUUUCUGAAGGGGCUGCAGAGUACAGACAGAAGUUCGACGCGCUCAAGAAGAAGUAUCUGGGCGAUCGGACUUACUGGUAUCUCAAUCUAAUUGCACGGGCUCCCACCAGGCUGGAAAAAGGUAUGGUUCGAUCAACAUGGGAUGCUUAUGCCGGCUGGGAAUGCGCUAUUCGGAAUUUAGUGGAUCCCUUCCUCAAAAAGGCCCGAGAACAGAACAUUCCUGUCUGGCUAGAAGCGACGAAUCAGCAUGCAAGGGAAGUUUAUAGCCAUUUGGGAUUUAGGACGGUCGAGCAAGUGAGAAUUGGCGAGGGAAUUGUCAAUGCUGAUGGUUGGGCACAGCCGAACGGUGAAGGUGUGCUAACGUACGGAAUGGUUGCUGGACUAUAA